Messenger RNA from Condylura cristata (star-nosed mole), 1350 nucleotides. It is a transcript of the gene ESX1, whose product is annotated as ESX homeobox 1. The coding region runs from base 1 to 1350 and encodes 449 amino acids. Gene Ontology annotation, molecular function: DNA-binding transcription factor activity, RNA polymerase II-specific; RNA polymerase II transcription regulatory region sequence-specific DNA binding. Lineage: Eukaryota; Metazoa; Chordata; Mammalia; Eulipotyphla; Talpidae. Gene Ontology annotation, biological process: regulation of transcription by RNA polymerase II. The transcript has 4 exons. The record is from RefSeq and is a predicted model, not a curated record.
AUGGCGGCUUUUUUAAAAAACGUGCCCACUACCAGCACUACUCUUGCACACGCGCCCUAUUUUAUUGACGCGCCCUGGCUACCAGCGCGCCUUCAGCAGGUUCCACCCACAAAAACAGAGGUGAGCGCGCAAACUUUGAACGUGCGGAAGGCAACAUAUGCCCUAUAUAAGGCGCGCAAGGUCCCGCUGCACUUGGAAGAAGUCCCGACGCCAGACGACACCGCACGAGGCGGUCGGCUGCAGCGCGAACCGCGCCCCCGGGAUCGCCACAGACGCCAGAGGCACGCAGGGCAUGGAGAGUCCUCUCAACUGCAGCUCUCCUGGCACCAGCGACCUCAGCCUGGGACUCGGUGGGGACGGGGAAGAACUGCACGGUCGGUACCUCGACGGGACAGGUGUUCAGGCGAGCGCCAGGAAGGGCGUCUACUCCGCGAGAGUAGGGGUGGACGGGGCGCUGCGAGCCUGUACCCGAGGCGCUUCUGCCGCGGCGCCUGGUCUCCAGCCCACGCACCGUGGGCUGCAAAGCCGUGGUCUCUCUCUUGCUUCCCUCCUUUCCCAGAUGCAGGUCCUACCGUGCUCUCGGUAAUUGGAAUGGAAGGAGACGCGGAGGUUACUCUGUUUGAAGCUGAGCAGCCUGCAGUAGCAGCAGCAGUGGCAGCCGCGGACGAACUCGACGUGAGAGGGUCCAUCUCGUCGGACGACGAAAACCAUGGGGGCCGCGGCUACCAGGAGCCCCAGGAAGAGCAGGAAGAACCGGCCCCUGCGGCUGCAGAGGAGCCACCCAUGCCCGCGAGGAAGCGCCGCUGCCGCACCACAUUCUCCGAUGUGCAGGUGCGGGAGCUGGAAAAUCUUUUCCGUCGCAAUCAAUACCCCGACGUGUUGGCAAGAGAAGAGAUUGCAGCACGCCUGAAUUUGAAUGAAGCCAGAGUGCAGGUUUGGUUUCAGAACAGAAGGGCCAAGUGGAGAAGAAACCAGAGAGCGCUGAUGUACAGAAAUAUGGCCCCAUUUGCCUUUGGCCACCCGAUGGGGGUAGUCCUUGAUAGAUGCUACAAUGCGUUUCCUCUUCUUGAGCCUGCAUGGAGAUGUAUCCCUGUGGUGCCAAGGCCCAUCAUGCUGCCUGGGCCUCCUAUGGCACAUGGGCCUCUGGUGCCCAGGCCACACAUAGUGCCGAUGCCACAUAUGAUGCCCAGGGCACCCGUAAUGCCAGUGCCACCCAGGCCACCCAUGAUACCCCGGCCACCCAUGAUGAUUGUGCCACCCAGGCCACCUGUGCCACACUAUGGUCUGACCCAUGUAGGCAUGGCCUGGGCUCCUAUCAUCAAUGGUCAUUUCCCAGGCCCCAUUUUCUAG